AUGUCAACUGUUCGAAGCCAUCCUGCCGCUGCUGCUGCUGCCAAGAAGAGAAGACGAGCAGGAGGUCAAGAUGCGGUGGUAAUGAAGCGAACGUUUUGCCUGUGGGUGUUGAUUGGGUCUUGUCUUUUUAUGCUGGUCCAUCAGGUGCAACUGACGAAACGAGCGGUGCUCCAAUCGAAGAGCACCAAAGAACCCACCUCUUCCUAUUUCUUGCCGGAUAUUAGCAGUUUUCUGUUUGAUGAUACGGACAAUGACAGUAGUGCGGACGAUGUAUUUGCCGAUGAUGACAAUGCCCACCGUUACGAUGACGACGACGAUGAUGAAUUUCAGAGUGGCGAAGAAGAUGAUUUUUUCAACAAUGGCCAGACGCAAGAGGAGGGUGAAGAACAAGGGGAGGAGGAGGAGGAUGACAGUAGCAAUGAACCGACGAGUGGCGUAGAAGUCUAUGUCAAGCAGCUGAGGAAACAAAUGGACGAGACUGCACUUCAAAGUGGAGGCAAAGUCUCUGCCAAUGCCUACAUGGAAAUGUAUCAGAAAGCAAUGCAACGGCGCAAACAAAGUGCAGAAUCCAAACAGUACAGACCAUACGCCGGCAGCAGCGCUAUCAAAGAUAAUAAUGGAGAUUUGUCUCGGGAACAUGUUCGAAAAGCACGAGAUAUGGAACGAAAAACUCGCCGACGCAAUUCGUAUCGCACACGGUCCGAUUGGAGACCGCCUAUCCAAGACUUUACCAAGAUGCCACCCUUGCCCAUGGAAAAUCGAAUUCUACCCAACAUGAAAGCGAUCGGAGGCGUCAUUUUCUUUCUCCAUGUACCAAAGACGGGUGGACAGACUGUUCGACAAUUCAACUUGAGAUUUCGAAUGCAUAUCGAACGAAAAUCCAUUCAAGCAAACCGACGACAACAGCGCAAAACAAAUGGAGGCGCCAAGUUGCAGAUUGGAUUGAAAAUAGGGGAGGAUGGACCAGAACCACCCAGUCGGGAACUCAUGGAACUGGACAUGCUGUCCAAGGAACGACUACGAUUUGUCGUUGCCAACACGCUGGAUGUGUUUCAUGCCGAAGCCGUGCCACAAGUCAAUCAUUACUUGGAGCACCAAAGCAAUUCGCAUGGCAAGAUUCUCUUUGUAGAAGUACAUGGGAUGGAUAACUACCAUGCACUGGAAUUGGAACCCUAUUUGCAGCAUUGGCGACAACAAUCACAGAAAUCGGGAGUGCCAUUCUUUGCAUUCACACUGUUGCGGGAGGCCAUUUCCAUGCAUGUAUCGUUCUUCAAUUACUACUACAUACAUCCCGGGGAUCCCAGAUUUUGCAAAAAUCCUCUCAAACCGCAGCAAAAAUGCUCGGGUAGUGGCUACGGUAUGAGCCGACGUCAAGACCGACAUCAAAGACGGGACGAAGCCAAGGCGCAGUAUGCCAAAAUGCGAGGCAUGAGUGAUGCAAGAAUGCGAGGAGGCGAUAAAGCAGAAUUGGAGGGCUUGUCCUAUCGAGAUUUCAUGAAAUCUGCCUACACCGACCGCCGCAAAACCAAAAUGGUCAACCAUGCCGAUGGCAUCAAAGGUGUUUCGCACGAAGACAUGGAAAAGGCCAUGCUCCAAGUGGCCUACGAUAAUCCACAAUGUCUCUUCUUGGCACGUGGGGAGAGGGCAUUUGGGGAUGGCACGGAAGAAAAAUUGAUACGGGAUGUCGAGUUGAGACGACUGGAAUGCCAACAAACUUAUCUCUCCUUGCAAAGGACCAUGGAUUGGAUUGGUCGCACGGAUACACUGUCCACCGAAACAUUGCCCAUGCUGACUCAUAUCAUGUUUCAAAGACCAGAACUUGGAAAGCACCUUCCCAAGGCCAAUGUCUCUCCUCCAUCCGGUUUUGUCAAACUUUCCCAGCUUCAAGCGUCCACGGUCAAGGGACUGGAAAAAGUUAGUCAAUUUGACCAGGAAAUCUACUAUCGCAUCAAAGAAGAUUACACUAUGGAUCAAUGGGUCAACAAGACAGAUUACCAAUGA
Messenger RNA from Seminavis robusta, 2001 nucleotides. The record is from the annotation of a GenBank genome assembly. NCBI's taxonomy places the organism in Eukaryota, Bacillariophyta, Bacillariophyceae, Naviculales, Naviculaceae.